Molecule: messenger RNA, 1582 nt
Organism: Galleria mellonella (greater wax moth)
Lineage: Eukaryota; Metazoa; Arthropoda; Insecta; Lepidoptera; Pyralidae
Gene: Rpn5
Product: 26S proteasome non-ATPase regulatory subunit 12
Exons: 9
Coding region: 176-1528 (450 amino acids)
Cellular component (GO): nuclear proteasome complex; cytoplasm; proteasome regulatory particle, lid subcomplex
Source: RefSeq, a predicted model, not a curated record
GAAGAAAAAUUACUUGGUGUUUGGUUAACAAUCAAAAUUCAUAUCUGGCAACCUUUGUUACAAGUGUCACAUCAAAUGAGCUUGCAUUUACUAUUUGUAAUAAACGAAUUACAAUUAUCCAUUGAAAUUUAUUAAAUCAGAUUAGCGACCCAUUUACGAAAUCAUCCCUUCAAAAAUGACUACAAAUGGUGAUAUUGGCGGUCUCGAUGCCAGUGGUAAAAUUAUAAAAAUGGAAGUGGACUACAGCGCAACAUGUGAUGAGAAAAUACCACUUUGGAAAUCAUGGGCUUCCAAAGGAAAAGUUCAGGACGCUAUAGAUCAAUUGUUGGCCCUCGAGAAACAAACAAGAACUGGUGCUGAUAUGGCUUCAACUGCAAGAAUUCUAGUUACAAUAGUACAGAUUUGUUUUGAAGCCAAGAAUUGGUCUGCUCUAAAUGAUCAUAUUGUUCUUCUUUCAAAAAGAAGGUCACAACUAAAACAGGCAGUUGUUAAAAUGGUACAAGAAUGUUAUAGUUACGUUGAUAAAACUCCAGAUAAAGAGACUAAAAUAAAACUUAUUGAAACAUUAAGAUCCAUAACCGAAGGCAAGAUUUAUGUUGAGGUUGAACGUGCCAGACUAACACAUAUUUUAGCAAAGAUACGUGAGGAAGAGGGAAAUGUAACUGAGGCUGCAAAGAUCAUUCAAGAAUUACAAGUAGAAACAUAUGGGUCAAUGGACAAACGUGAAAAAGUUGAGCUUAUCUUGGAACAAAUGAGAUUGUGUCUGGCCAUCAAAGACUACAUUCGUACACAGAUAAUAUCUAAAAAGAUUAACACAAAAUUUUUUGAGGAAGAAAACACUCAAGAACUAAAAGAAAAAUUUUAUCGUCUAAUGAUAGCAGUUGAUCAACAUAAUGGACAAUACCUUGCUGUGUGCCGACACUUCCGGGCCUUAGGGCCUGCAGGUGGCGCUGAUGCGCUUAUUGGCAGCGUCGUAUUCCUUAUAUUGGCUCCAUACGACAAUGAACAGGCAGACCUCACACACAGGCUUAAUGAGGAAAAGGAUUUAGACAAACUGCCAGAGUAUAAACAACUCCUGGGCUUGUUCAUCAAUCCUGAAAUCAUAAGAUGGAACACCUUAUGUUCAACAUAUGAGAAGACGCUACGAGUUACUCCAUACUUUGAUUCUACUGAUGAAAAAGGACAAGAGCGCUGGAAUGAUUUAAAGAAUAGAGUUGUUGAACAUAACAUCCGCAUCAUGUCAAUGUACUACACCCGUAUUACGCUAAAACGUAUGAGCGAGUUGCUGGGACUUAGUGAAACAGAGACAGAAGAGGCUCUAAGUCAGCUCGUAGUUAGCGGAGUAGUACGCGCAAAAAUCGACCGUCCUGCAGGAGUCGUCCACUUUAGCCUGAAUAUGGAUGCAUCCGACCGUCUGAAUGAGUGGUCAAAUAAUUUGAACACUUUGAUGCAGCUUGUGAAUAAAACCACGCAUCUUAUCAAUAAAGAAGAGUGUGUACAUAAACAUCUUAUGGCUACUGCGGAAUGAUUUAAAGAAUAAUGUCAUAUUAUUUAUAAUACAGAAAUAUAUUCAUUUCUCAAA